Messenger RNA from Sinocyclocheilus anshuiensis, 1510 nucleotides. Its product is annotated as peroxisomal N(1)-acetyl-spermine/spermidine oxidase-like. Gene Ontology annotation, molecular function: polyamine oxidase activity. NCBI's taxonomy places the organism in Eukaryota, Metazoa, Chordata, Actinopteri, Cypriniformes, Cyprinidae. The transcript has 7 exons. The record is from RefSeq and is a predicted model, not a curated record. Gene Ontology annotation, biological process: spermidine catabolic process. The coding region runs from base 89 to 1510 and encodes 473 amino acids.
GGCUACUGGAAGUCCCCAGCAGAGAGAAGCCUUUAGUUCGGUCGUCCGUGUUUUUUUUACAGUCUAUGGUCGUGCACGAACCGAUUCAAUGGCGCUACGUUCAGCACGUGAUUCUCAGAUAUUUAUAAUCGGAUGUGGCAUCUCAGGAAUUGGUGCCGCUCAGAAAUUACUUAAACACGGUUUUCAUAAUGUACACAUAAUAGAAGCGACUGCGAGAAGCGGGGGGAGAAUACGAACGGGCAGACUGGGUGAUAACAUUAUAGAGAUCGGUGCCAACUGGAUCCAUGGCCCAUCGACGGAAAACCCAGUGUUUUGUUUGGCAUGUGACUACCAGCUCCUUAACAAAGAGUCAAUGUCCGAAGAAAACCAGGCCAUUGAUGUUGGUGGUCAUCCGCUGUUUGUUCCCAACUGGUUUACCAGUUCAGGUCGGAAACUGGGGCUUGAGACGAUGGGGCCAGUGGUGGAGUUUUUCAUGAAAUUACUGGAAAGGAGUCAGCAGUUCCAUGACAGUGGUGGAGAACCUCUGCUGAGUGUUGGGGAGUUUGUCAAGGCUGAGGUUGAACGACUGGCCCCAGAGGAGUGGAAGGAGGACCAGGCUAACACUGCAUUAAGACUGGGCAUGAUAAACACACUGCUGAAGGUGGAGUGCUGUGUCAGUGGAACCCACACGAUGGAUGAUGUAGGCCUGGGAGCCUUCGGCAUGUAUAAAACUCUCCCAGGAUUAGAUUGCACUUUCCCAGGAGGUUAUGAAGGUUUAAUCGAUCACAUGAUGAAGGAACUUCCCAAGGACAUAGUCUUGUACAACAAGCCAGUGAAGUGCAUUCACUGGAACUACACUAAGAAUAGACCAUCAGGAACAUCAUUUCCUGUUACGAUUGAAUGUGUGAAUGGAGAGACAUUUGCAGCAGACCAUGUUAUUGUCACUGUCCCACUGGGGUACCUUAAGCAGCACCAGAGCACUUUUCUGAGCCCUCCUCUUCCACUGCAUAAAUUGCACUCUAUCCAGAGAAUGGGCUUUGGGACCAACAACAAGAUCUUUCUUGAGUUUGAGCAGCCUUUCUGGGAUGAAGACUGUGAAUUGAUUUACCUCGUCUGGGAGGACGAGACACAUCUUGCUGAUGUUGUUUCUGAUGUAAAGAACUCCUGGAUCAGAAAGUUAGUUGGGUUCACUGUGCUGAAGCCCACAGAGAGAUAUGGGCAUGUGCUCUGUGGAUGGAUCGCAGGACGGGAGUCUGAGUACAUGGAAACUCUGUCUGAACAUGAAGUUCUGCACAGUGCCACACAGCUCCUGCGCAUAUUUACUGGAAAUCCAACUAUUACACCAAGGAAGCUUUUAAGAUCUCAGUGGUUCCAUGAACCCUAUUCCUGUGGAUCUUACACCUAUGUGGCCAAAGGUUGCUCAGGAUAUGACAUAGAUAACCUUGCUGAACCCUUGCCGCUGAAAGGCUCAAAUUCUAAGUCUUUGCAGGUGUUAUUUGCAGGAGAAACAGGUCUUUUGGAGCGUUGCUGA